Molecule: messenger RNA, 450 nt
Organism: Lathyrus oleraceus (garden pea)
Lineage: Eukaryota; Viridiplantae; Streptophyta; Magnoliopsida; Fabales; Fabaceae
Exons: 1
Coding region: 1-450 (149 amino acids)
Source: RefSeq, a predicted model, not a curated record
AUGGAGUAUGGAGUUUAUGUUCAGCAUACUUCUAAAGGAAAUAUGAUUUUGGUGUGUCUCUAUGUUGAUGAUAUAUUGUUGAUAAUAAGUUGUUCAUAUGAGAUAAUGAAGUUCAAGAAGAUGGUGAUGAAUGAGUUUGAGAUGAGUGAUCUAGGAAAUAUGGUAUAUUUUCUAGGGAUGAAGAUUAUGUACUCUGAGAAGGGUAUUAUUUUACAUCGGCUGAAUUAUAAACUUGAACUUCUGAAGAGAUUCGAGCUGACAAAUUACAAGAUUGCAAUCACACCUACUGAAACGAAUCACAAGUUGGAUUCUAAUAUUGAGGGUGAUGAUGUAGAUGCUACAACUUUUAAACAGUCGGUUGGCUCAUUGAGAUAUCUCUAUAACACCAUACAUGACAUCUACUAUGCAGUUGGAAUGGUGAGUAAGUUCAUGAACAAACCAAAGUGGUGA